ACACAAACCCCCAAAAUCCCUCUCGAUAUCGUCCCAUUACUUAAGCACAUCUAUCUAUUGUUUAUUUAAACAAUCGAUCCAAUACCUAUCGAAAGGCCAACAUGAAUAUUAUGGCACUUCGAGUAUUCGUCACACUUUUAUUUUUGCCAACAAUUUUUUGCUACUCUUCAGAAGAUGUGAAAAAAUGGUGCAGCCAAACCCCACACCCUCAGCCGUGUGAGUAUUUCUUAACCCAUAAGCCCAGCCAUAUCCCCAUACAUCAAAAGUCCGAUUUCCUCAAGAUUUCAAAGCAACUAGCCCUUGAACGUACCCUCAAAGCCAAAAGCAACGUGCUUUCACUAGGCACCAAGUGCCGGAACGCUCUCGAAAAGGCUGCAUGGAAUGAUUGUCUUGAGCUCUAUGAGCACACCAUUCUCCGGCUUAACUACACUGUAGACCCUGGCACCAAGUGCACUAAAACUGAUGCUCAAACAUGGCUCAGCACUGCUCUGACCAACCUCGAGACGUGCCGAGCCGGGUUCCUUGAGCUUGGGGUCUCCGACUAUAUCUUUCCCUUGAUGUCCAACAAUGUUUCCAAGUUAAUCAGCAACGUUUUGGCUACCAACAAUGUUCCGUAUUCUGAGCCAGAGUAUAAAGAUGGGUUCCCAACUUGGGUCAAGGGCGGGGACCGGAAACUCCUGCAAUCUUCUUCUCCGGCAUCUCAGGCCAACAUCGUUGUGGCCAAAGAUGGGUCGGGGAAUUAUCAGACGAUACAGGAGGCGAUAACCGCAGCGUCGAAGCGAUCGGGAAGUGGGAGGUAUGUGAUAUACGUGAAGCAAGGGACGUACAAAGAAAACGUUCAGAUAAAUCUGAACAACAUUAUGUUGGUGGGAGAUGGCAUGGGAAAGACCAUAGUCACAGGGAGCAAAAGUGUUGGCGGAGGUUCUACAACUUUCAACUCAGCCACUGUUGCUGUGGUGGGAGACGGAUUCAUCGCCCGAGAUAUCACAUUCCAGAAUACUGCCGGAGCAGCAAAUCAUCAGGCCGUGGCUCUGCGUUCAGGGUCCGAUCUCUCAGUAUUUUACAAGUGCAGCUUUGAAGGGUAUCAAGACACUCUCUAUGUGCAUUCCGAGAGGCAAUUCUAUAGGGAAUGUGACAUAUAUGGCACGGUGGACUUUAUCUUUGGCAAUGCGGCUGUUGUUCUGCAAAACUGCAACAUUUACGCACGUUAUCCUCCAAACAAGACCAAUACUAUCACUGCACAAGGAAGGACAGAUCCUAACCAAAACACUGGGAUUUCCAUUCACGCUAGCAGAGUCACGGCUGCUUCUGAUUUAAAAUCUUCCCAAAGCUCUGUCAAUACAUACCUAGGGAGGCCAUGGCAGAAGUAUUCACGCACAGUUUUCAUGAAAACGUACCUAGACAGUUUGAUUGACCCUGCUGGAUGGAUGGAAUGGAGCGGUGAUUUUGCCCUCGAGACAUUGUACUAUGGGGAGUAUGCCAACACAGGGCCUGGCUCCUCGACCGCCAAUAGGGUCAAUUGGCCUGGUUAUCAUGUCAUUACUAGUGCAUCCACAGCUGCCCAAUUCACCGUCGCAAACUUCAUCGGUGGCGGUUCUUGGUUGCCGGCUACCAACGUGCCUUACACGUCUGGUCUCUAGUUUAUUUCUUUACAAAGAAAUUGUCGUUGCCUUCAAAUUUAUAAUUAAUAAUUUGAAUUGGUUAUUAAAUGUACUUUAAUUUGCAAUAGCCAGGUAGCAGCUAGCUAGAGAGGUUCUACAUGAUCGGUUCCUCCUGUGAUAAUUAAAUGCAGAUUCAUGUUGUCCAAAAACCAAAAUAAGGAAUAUAAAUUUGAGCAUA
Molecule: messenger RNA, 1839 nt
Organism: Juglans microcarpa x Juglans regia
Lineage: Eukaryota; Viridiplantae; Streptophyta; Magnoliopsida; Fagales; Juglandaceae
Product: pectinesterase 2
Exons: 2
Coding region: 102-1640 (512 amino acids)
Biological process (GO): cell wall modification
Molecular function (GO): pectinesterase activity; pectinesterase inhibitor activity
Source: RefSeq, a predicted model, not a curated record